Saccostrea echinata is the source of this 421-nucleotide messenger RNA. RefSeq names its product ETS-related transcription factor Elf-5-like. Bases 1 to 402 code for a protein of 133 amino acids. The record is from RefSeq and is a predicted model, not a curated record. NCBI's taxonomy places the organism in Eukaryota, Metazoa, Mollusca, Bivalvia, Ostreida, Ostreidae. The transcript is spliced from 4 exons. Gene Ontology annotation, molecular function: protein binding; sequence-specific DNA binding.
AUGUCAGAUUUUCCUCCGCGCUGGGCAACAUUACAUCCCAGUAACUGGACGUCCGUGGAACUGACUCGCUGGCUGGAGUAUGUAGCGAAGGAAUACAAGAUGGACUCCGAGAUGACGGACAAUCUGGUGGACAGCUUCCAGGAUCUGGACGGCAGAAGACUGCUCCAAAUGUCCCAGGACGAUUUCCGUGCUAUCAGCGAACAACAUGGCGAAUUUCUUUUCGAAAUUUUUAAACAAAUGUGUUCAGCAGAGAAUCAGUUCGCCGGGAUGACGUCAGCGUCACUACUGCCCCCUAUAACGGAGAGCAGCCGGUCAGCCACGCCGUCUCCGACGGGGUCCCGAGAAAGUAACGAAGGGGACAACGAUCUUCAAGGAAAACAAAAGGAUUCAUCUAAUAAAUAAACUUGACGUUGACUUGGAA